UACAACUUGGUCAAUAACUUCAGUUUUUUGUAUUUAUAGUUUCCAAUGAUAUCCUCCCACAAGGCCUCAAAACAACCAAAAUCCCAUCAAGAACAGUAUGGGUUCAGGAAAAACUAGGGCUAAACCGACUAACCGUCCAUCAGUGAGACACCCGAGUCACAAUCAUCCGUUGCGGGUCUUCAAAUCCAAAGAAGAAGAUGAGAUCAUUUGCUCUGGAUGCGAACGUGAUCUAAUUGGGGAAGCUUUCAAGUGUACAAAGUCAGAGUGCGAUUACUUCUUGCACAAGUCAUGUUUCAACCUUCCCGAUGAGAUCUAUCACAAGUCUCACACAAAUCACCCUUUGACCUUGCUCCAUUCUCCACCAAAUGGCCUAUCCACUUACACGUGCGAUGCGUGCGGUGAGUAUGGAUCUGCUUUCACUUACCAUUGCUCGGAGUGCAAAUACCAUGUUCACGUGGGAUGUGCGUUUGUCCCUGAGAACGUAGAGCGUGAAGACCACGAACACCCACUCACACUACUUUACAACACACCAUGCAAAGGUCGUAAGGACGGAGUGAUGUUCAUAUGUGAUGUUUGUGAAGUAGAUAUGUCGGAGAAUCUUUGGGUGUAUUACUGCAAAGAAUGUGAUUAUGGGACACAUGUACAUUCAUGUGCGACAUAUGAAGAUAAUGAGCCAAAGAAAGGAGAAGAAGAAGAAGGAGAAUCAAGCUCAUCAUCGGCUUCAAGGAUAAAGUCAUUAAUGGAGGCUGAAAAAGAAAUGAGAGAGAUGGCGAUUAUACAUCAACUACAGUUAGAUGCUCUUGACGCGGCGGGUAGUUAUGUCGGUUCAUGGGAACCAAGGAGAAAAUAUUAUUGGUGAAAUGAUGAAUCUUGGGAGGACCAUCAAACUUUGUAUAAAUUUUUCUCUUUUGU
This is a messenger RNA of Arabidopsis arenosa, 912 nucleotides long. The record is from the annotation of a GenBank genome assembly. NCBI's taxonomy places the organism in Eukaryota, Viridiplantae, Streptophyta, Magnoliopsida, Brassicales, Brassicaceae.